This is a messenger RNA of Effrenium voratum, 502 nucleotides long. The record is from the annotation of a GenBank genome assembly. Lineage: Eukaryota; Dinophyceae; Suessiales; Symbiodiniaceae.
CCCGUGGGUUCUUCUUUUCACCCGACAAAGGCGCGGGUAUUCCCCCCGCAGAUCCGGCCAUGGUGAAGGGCAAGGCCUUCCGGAAGCAAUGGAAGGAAGCUCGAAAGCCUUUGCGGAAGAGGGCGUCCUCCAGGGUAAAGAGCGCUCACAGGGCGUCCUUUGAGGACCGGCAGAAGCAGAAGAGGGAGCUGGAGCAGGUGAAGGCGAAGUCAAAGGAGCUGCAGCAGGAGAAGAAGGAAGUGAAGAAGCUGAAGGCCAAAAAGAGGGAGGAGAAGAAGAAGAGGAAGGAGGAGAACGCGAUCAAGUCUGGUCAGUACCAGGUGAUCAAGAAGACCGAGAAGGUGCGCAAGUGGCACAAGAACGCCAGGAAGAUGCUCCGAACCAUGGGCCCUGAGCAAAUCGAGCGCCUGGUCCAGAAGAACCAGUACUAGCGCUACGUGGGCCGUCCAAACCACCGCCAUCUUGCUUUAGAUUUGCGCGUGUCUUUUUUUCAAGGUUGGAC